Neltuma alba is the source of this 3886-nucleotide messenger RNA. RefSeq names its product putative disease resistance protein At3g14460. Lineage: Eukaryota; Viridiplantae; Streptophyta; Magnoliopsida; Fabales; Fabaceae. Bases 1 to 3738 code for a protein of 1245 amino acids. The transcript is spliced from 2 exons. Gene Ontology annotation, molecular function: ADP binding. The record is from RefSeq and is a predicted model, not a curated record.
AUGGAGUUAGCUGCCAAGGUGGGAGAAGCACUGAUCUCUGCUUCUGUGCAGACCUUACUCGACCGGAUCUCCUCAAGCGAGUUUCGAGAUUUCAUGAAAAGUAGAAAGCUCGAUGUCUCUCUCUUGGAUCAGCUGGAGACAACUCUGUUGAUGCUUGGUGCUGUGCUCAAUGAUGCGGAAGAGAAGCAGAUCACGAAUGAUGCAGUCAAGAAAUGGCUCGAAAAGUUGAAAGAUGCUGUCUAUGAUGCAGAGGAUUUACUCGAUGAAAUCAACACCGAGUCUCUCAGAUGCAAGGCGGAUAAAGAUUCUCAAAAUUUUGUUAACAAGGUGCACUCUUUCCUUUCCUCUUCUUUUGGUCAAUUUAACCGAGAGAUGAACUCCAAGCUAGAAAAAGCAUCCCGAAGGCUUGAACACUUUGCCAAACAAAAGGAUAUCCUUGAUUUGCAAAGUGUUAGCUUGAAAGCGCAUAAAACAGCUUCUACAUCACUGGUAAAUGAAUCUCUUGUGGUUGGUAGAGAGGAUGAUAAGGAGAAACUAUUGAAAAUGCUUCUGUGUGAUGAAGAUCCAAAAGGUAACGCUAUAGGAGUGAUCACUAUCUUGGGUAUGGGUGGCCUGGGCAAAACCACCCUUGCUCAACUCCUUUACAAUGACAAAAAGGUGCAAGACCAUUUUGAUUUGAACGCUUGGGCAUGUGUUUCAGAUGAUUUUAAUGUUGUCGAGGUGACUAAGAGUCUUGUUGAGUCUGUCACUAAAAAGGUCUAUGAUAGUAAAAAUCUAGAUUUCCUUCGUGUUGAAUUAAGAAACAGUUUGAGCAAUAAAAAGUUUCUGAUUGUGUUGGACGACUUAUGGAAUGAAAAAUACAGUGAUUGGGAUGAUCUCAUAACUCCUUUUCAUAGCGGAAGAACGGGAAGCAAAAUUAUUGUGACAACUCGUGAACCAAGAGUUGUUCAAAUCACACAUACAUUUCCCGUACAUGAAUUGAGUCGUCUCUCAGAUGAUAACUGUUGGUUUUUACUCUCCAAGCAUGCAUUUGGAAAUGAAGAUCCAAACAAACAUCCAGAGCUAGAAGCAAUUGGAAGGCAAAUUGCGAAAAAAUGUGGUGGUCUCCCAAUUGCUGCUAAAACAAUAGGAGGUCUUUUGCGUUCAAAAGUGGAUGCAAAGGAAUGGAAUAAAAUUCUGAAUAGCAAGCAGUGGGAGAUACUAAAUGCUAAUGUUCUUCCUGCUUUGCAUUUGAGUUAUCUCUAUCUUCCAUCACAUUUGAAAAAAUGUUUUGCUUAUUGCUCCAUUUUUCCAAAAGAUCUUGUGUUGGAGAAAAAGAAAUUGGUAUUGUUAUGGAUGGCUGAAGGUGCUGUGCAACAAUUCCAUGGGGAGGAGACAUUAGAGGCAGAAGUAGAAGAUUAUCUCAAUGAAUUACUAUCACGGUCAUUCUUUCAACAGUAUGGUAGUAAUCCAAAAAAGUUUGUCAUGCACGAUCUCAUCAAUGAUUUAGCCAAAUUUGUAGCUGGAAAGAAUUAUGUUCAAUUUGAGGAAAAUGAUGUCCCAAAAUCUGCACGACAUUUAUUGUUUUCCCAAAAAGAAUAUAACAGCUAUAAAGAAUGUGAGAGCUUUUGUCAUCUAAACUAUUUGAGGACUCUUUUGACACAAAAUGAAUUUAGAGAUUGGAAUCCAUCAUGUGUUUUGUCCAAAAAGUUGCUCAAUGGUUUGUUGACAAAACUAAAAUGCCUAAGAGCAUUGUCCUUAUCAGGGUACGAAAAUGUCGUUGAGGUACCAAAUUCAAUUGGCAAUGUGCUACAUCUACGAUAUCUCAACCUUUCCUAUACUUCAAUUAGAAGUUUGCCUGAUGCAGUCUUUACCCUUUACAAUUUGCAGACGUUGCUUUUAUCAAAUUGUGUGAAUUUUAAUGAAUUACCAGAGAAGGUAGAAAAGCUUGUUAAUUUACGUCAUCUAGACAUUAGUGCAACUGCUUUAAAAGAGAUGCCCACACAAGUUGCAAAACUACAAAAUCUUCAAAAUUUGAGUACCUUUAUCGUGGGCAAGCAGCCGGAUGGAUUGGCAAUUAAAGAGUUGAAAAGGCUACCUCAUCUGCAAGGUAAACUUUCCAUUUCAAAUCUACAAAAUGUUGUUGAUUCUACGGAUGCUUUGGAGGCAAACUUGAAGAAUAGAGAAAAGAUUGCGGAGUUAGUGUUGGAAUGGGAUUGCGAUGCUUCAGAUUCACAAACUGUGAAAAAUAUACUGAACAUGUUGCAACCUUCUACAAAUUUAAAGAAAUUGACCAUCAACCAUUAUGGAGGCACCAGGUUCCCUGGUUGGAUGGGAGAUUCAUCAUUUAUAAACAUCACCAAUUUAUGUGUGAGUGAUUGCAGUAAUUGUGUUUUGCUCCCACAAUUUGGAGAACUACCUUCUCUCAAAGAGCUCUCGAUUGGUGGAAUGGGAUCAGUGCAUACUGUUGGACAUGAAUUCUAUUGUAGCAAGCCCGAGUACUCUUCAUUUCAGCCAUUUCCAUCCUUGGAGAUUCUCAUAUUUGAAAAUAUGCCUAUUUGGGAGGAAUGGAUGUUGUUUGAUGGUGAAGGUGUCAAAUUUCCUUUCCCUAGACUCAAAAGUUUGAGUUUGUGUGAUUGUCCCAUACUGCGGGGAGACAUGCCCCACAACCUUCCAUCAUUGACAAAUGUUUCUAUAUCAAACUGCAAACAAUUGAAGGCAAAAUCAGCAACUUUGCAGUGGAUUACAUCUAUUCAAGAAUUAAACAUUGAGCGAGGUGAACAGGGGUUAUUAAGAGCAUUUGAUGAUUUAUCUCUGGACUCUUUGAAAUUUCUAACAAUUGGGAAGUGUGAUAGCUUGCGGUCUUUGCCAAGAAUGAUAAUGGGUAGCCGUUGUCUUCAAAUGCUGUUUCUUGGAGAUAUCCCAUCCAUCACGUCCUUCCCAAUUGAUGGUUUGCCCACUUCUUUGCGACGUCUUGACAUUGGCAAUUGUGAGAAAUUAGAGUUCCUACCUCAGGAUUCUUGGCAAAACUACACAUCACUUGAAGACUUGAGAAUUGAUAAUAGUUGUCCUUCCUUGAAAUCUUUCCCAUUAGGUUGUUUUCCCAAGCUUAAAUGGCUUGACAUUUGCAGCUGUCAUAAUUUGGAGACCUUUACACAUGUUGGGGGGUCUGCUCUUCCCUUAGAAUCAUUUUGGGUCCACAACUGUAACAAACUUAUAUCAAUGUCAGAAGUACAUGUUGAUUCCCUUGCCAACCUUCAACGCUUUCGUCUAAGUUUGGUUCCAAAGUUGGAAUCAUUGCCUGAAGGUGGUUUGCCUUCUAACUUGCGAUCAUUUGUUAUUAAGGGCUAUAAUGAACUAUCUUCUAUACCAAUCCAAGACUGGGGGUUUCAACGCCUGACUUCUCUCUCAUGGGUUGGAGUUUCGGGUGAUGGAAGUGAAAGUAUUCUCCAUAAUUUACUAAAGAAUCAAUUACUACCCACUUCUCUUGUGAGUAUUUACAUCAACUCUAUGUCCAAUCUUAAAUUGUUAGAAGGAAAAGGGCUUCAACACCUUACUUCUCUUGAACAGCUCUCCAUCUAUGGCUGUGAAAACCUUGAAUCAUUGCCAGAAGAUGCGCUACCAUCCUCUCUUUUGUUGUUGGAAAUCAGACGUUGUCCAAAAUUAGAAGAGAGAUAUGAUUAUGAGAGAGGGAAACACUUGUCCAAGAUUGCUCAUAUUCCCACCAUACGAAUCAAUGGAGAAUACUAUGAUCCUUGAGAUGGUGCAUUAUAUUGCUUCAAAAGAUUCUGAAGCUUUGUGGCAGAAUUGAAACUCCAAAGUUACCAAAAGAUUUUGAAGAACAUCAAGGCAAAGUGCCUUCAAAAUGAUCCUCUGCUUCAAAUUCUCUAUUUUCCCGUCAUCAAAA